UAAGGAGAUCUAAAAAUGCACACAUGGGUUCUGAACACACUAUUGAUGGAGAAAGUUUUCCAUUGGAACUGCAUUUGGUCUACAGGAAUUCUCAUGAUGAAUCAGUGGAGAAAGGCUUAAUGCAUGAAAAUGGCUUGACUGUUCUUGCUUUUAAAUUCCAGAGAUCAGAUAAUCCAGGGAUGUUUAUUAAUGCUAUGGAAACCAUCAAGCAAAUUGCCAGGAAACAUCUUAGAAAGGCGCAUUCCAAGUUUGACAAAUAUGAUUUGCCUGAAAACACAAUAGCUGAAAUAAACCUUGUAAAUUUCCUUCCUGCACUACUUGAUGANACAAUUGUUCCGGAAUUUUCCGGAAAAAGGUUCCGGAAAACGUUGAAGACAUCUUGA
Molecule: messenger RNA, 383 nt
Organism: Eurytemora carolleeae
Lineage: Eukaryota; Metazoa; Arthropoda; Copepoda; Calanoida; Temoridae
Product: carbonic anhydrase 5A, mitochondrial-like
Exons: 6
Coding region: 24-383 (119 amino acids)
Molecular function (GO): carbonate dehydratase activity; zinc ion binding
Source: RefSeq, a predicted model, not a curated record